CAGAAAAGUUCAAGUUUCUACCUUGAUAUAUUUGGUGGGAAAUCCGGCCCGAGAUUAUGAAGGUGGCUGCGGGAGCAAGAGGAGAUUGGGCCAAAUGCAAAGGCGGUUCAAGUUAGGGGAUGGCUUGUUAACCAAGAUGGACCUAGAGAUGUUGCAGCGGGAUGAGUUUUCCACGGUGGGGGCUUUCGCGACGGCGUUUGAAAAGAUGGCAAGAAAAGUCCCAGGGUUGGUUGAAGAAGAGCAGUGUGCAACCUUCCUGGGGCACUUCAGGAAUUGGGAGGCUUCUGCACUGACUAAGAAGGCUGCGCCAGGGAAGAAGUUGACCUGGGCCGCCAUAAAAGAAGGCGUGCUAGAAGGGGAAUUGGACCACGUGGACAUCUUCCAAAUGCCACAGGCUAGGAAGAAGAGGAAGGCUUUGGAUGCCUCGACAAGUGACGGGAGAGAUUUUAAGAGAAUGGUAGAGGAUGCUGUUGCCCAACUCGAUGUAGAAAAGGAGGCAAGGGCAGCAAGAAAGGCUAUGGCGGCACCGCAGACUCAGGGAAAGGCAAAGAAGGCGGUGGAGCAAGAGGAGGAAGAAGAGGAAGAGGAGGAGCUUGAGCCUCAAAAGCUAACAAAAGCACAGAGGAAGGCCAAAAAUCUGGCCUAAGGCGGACAAGGCUCAGGAAGAGGACAGAGCCCGCAAACAACAGCACUGCCUCCCCCGGAGUAUGGUCAAGCCGCGCCAGCACCCUAUGGGCCGUGGCCGGGUUAUGGACCUCCAAAUCUUUGGCCUGGGCACUGUUCAUACGUACCAUGGCCGAUGAGUGGACCACAUGGAUCAUGCGUGGGAGCGCCGCUGAGCGCGGCUUACUGCGGGUGUUCAGGACCCCAGACUCAACAAGUAAGCCACCCGAGCCCCUAGCCAAACCAACCUCAACAGCCGGCACCACAGGGGUUGCAGGGAAAUCAAGGCGGUGAACGUCG
This is a messenger RNA of Chara braunii, 963 nucleotides long. Lineage: Eukaryota; Viridiplantae; Streptophyta; Charophyceae; Charales; Characeae. The record is from the annotation of a GenBank genome assembly.